Messenger RNA from Cryptomeria japonica (Japanese cedar), 372 nucleotides. RefSeq lists its product as uncharacterized. Lineage: Eukaryota; Viridiplantae; Streptophyta; Pinopsida; Cupressales; Cupressaceae. The transcript has a single exon. The record is from RefSeq and is a predicted model, not a curated record. The coding region runs from base 1 to 372 and encodes 123 amino acids.
AUGGUUGGUGUUGCGGCGAGGAUUAUUUGUAUUAUUAAAUCUGAUACUAGGAGUAUUGGUGUUGUUGAAUCUAUUGUUUUGAAUGGAAUUAUCAUUGAUGUCGAUGUUGCUAGGGGUACGACCACUGUUACUGGUAUUGUUGAUGUAGUUGUUGCUGUUGAUGGGGUUGUGGGUUUGAUUGGUGGGAUGAUUGGUGUUGUAGGUAAUAUUAUCGGUGCUGCUAGUGGGAUAAUGGGUCUUGCAGGUAGUUUUAGUAAUGUGAGUAGUAUUAUGGAUGGGAUUGAUGGGAUUCUUAGCCUUGUUGGAGCAAUUGGUGUGGUUCUUGGUGCUACUAAUAUAAUCAAGGGUGGCCUCUUUAGAGUAUUAGACUGA